This is a messenger RNA of Racocetra persica, 413 nucleotides long. NCBI's taxonomy places the organism in Eukaryota, Fungi, Glomeromycota, Glomeromycetes, Diversisporales, Gigasporaceae. The record is from the annotation of a GenBank genome assembly.
AUGGCUACUAAUAUUAGUAUAGUUCUAGAAAAAAAUAAGAAUCAAUUUACGUGGUUGCAACUAUUUGCAAAUAAUGAUUUAAGAGAAGCAACGAAUGAAGAAUUCAUUUAUGAUAUACUUUUUUAUAGAAAAGUUUGGGAAAAGGUUUACAUUAGAAAGGAUGAAUUAGUCAGAAGACAAGAGACUACAACACAUAGUUCACUUAGUACUACUGGAGACAUAGAAAAUAGUUCAAUACAACUUGUAAAUCUCUGCAAAGUGGCAGUUAAAGAAAGACCAAAAAGAACAAGUCACUACAAUAAAAGCACUACAAAGACUACAUUACAGGAAACAAGCAAUAAAAAGCAAUACACUUGUGGAUUCUGUAAAGAGUUGGGGCAUAAUGUUGCAACUUGUUCAAAUAAAAUACAAGA